Messenger RNA from Osmerus eperlanus (European smelt), 2490 nucleotides. It is a transcript of the gene wdr21, whose product is annotated as WD repeat domain 21. The record is from RefSeq and is a predicted model, not a curated record. The coding region runs from base 286 to 1836 and encodes 516 amino acids. NCBI's taxonomy places the organism in Eukaryota, Metazoa, Chordata, Actinopteri, Osmeriformes, Osmeridae. Gene Ontology annotation, molecular function: protein binding. The transcript is spliced from 13 exons. Gene Ontology annotation, cellular component: Cul4-RING E3 ubiquitin ligase complex.
GAAACUUUGCUUGGCUAGCUACAUCAAGCUAACAAUGACCGUGACACAUGCAUACUGUAUAAUUUCAUUUUAUUUUAGAUGAACAUAUAAUAAUCAUAGGAUACUCCUACAAGUCUGGAAUAUAUUGUAUGUAGAUAUUAACUGUGCAAUGCUAAAUGUUGACAGCAGUGUAGCUAGCCAGUUAGCCAACUUGCUACAAAGUAAACACCACAGCAGACGACUGACUAUGUUGAUGGUUUAUCGAGGGAUCUUGUCUAAAUAUCGUUUGAUAAUACAUCAGCAGAGAUGAAGAAAUGGAACUGGCGUGAGAAAGGCAGGGACCGCAGGCGAAACGGUCACCGUUCCGACUGGUACAGGGACAACAGACACCGAACCCAAGAACAAAGGCAUAGCAGUAGUGACGCAGGUCCCUCUCACAGAGACCCUCUGAGCGAUUCUCACGCUGAUGGGUCAUCCUCCUCUUCAGCUCCAGAGCUGCCAGGGUUCUACUUCGACCAGGAGAAGAACAGGUACUUUCGCUUGUUGCCUGGACACAACAACUGCAACCCUCUAACCAGAGAGCUGCUGCAGGAGAGGGAGAUGGAGAAGCAGAGAUCUAGGAUGCUCACAGAGGACGAGAAGCCCAGGAAGAAAGCACCAAGGUCAGGCCUCAACUCCGCAUUGCUGUUGCAGAAAAGACACCUGGGGUUGCUACCUGGAAGCUCCUAUUGUAGGUUGAUCCAUGAGGUGAAGGUGAGUGGGAUGAGACGUCACAGGCUGGAGGUCCAGAGCUCAGACACCAACAGCCCCAACACGGACAACUUCAGACUCAUAGUGGGGGACUCGGCGUGUGAGCGGGUGUUCACGGUCAACGACGUGUCCCACGGAGGCUGCAAGUACGGCAUCAUGAACUUCCAGAGCUGCAACCGUGGCUCUCUGUCUGUGGAGAUGUGUGACAACCUGUACUUCACCAACCGCAAGGUGAACUCCAUCUGCUGGGCAUCUGUCACCCACUCAGACUCGCAUGUCCUGCUGUGUCUGGUGGGUAUGGCGGAGACCCCUGGCUGUGUCAGCCUGCUACCUGCGUCUCUCUUCAGCAACUCCAACCCAGACCAGCCAGGGAUGCUGUGCAGCUUUAAGAUCUCCACAGCCUGGUCCUGUGCCUGGUGUCUCAAUCCCCAGGCAGACAAGACCUUCAGCACAGGCCUCUCUCGUCGUGUCAUCGUGACGGACGCCGUGACGGGCCGGAGACAGACAUAUGGCAUCGGCAGUGAUGUGCUGGCUCAGCAGUUCGCUCUCAGGGCCCCGGUGCUGUUUAACGGCUGCCGCUCCGGGGAGAUCUUCAGCAUCGACCUGCGCCAGCGCGGCCGGCGGGACCACAGCUGGAAGGCCAGCCGCUUCCACCAGGACUCAGCCAUCACCUCCGUACGCCUGCUGCAGGAUGAGAACUACCUGCUGGCUGCAGACAUGCUGGGCCAGAUCAAGAUGUGGGACGUUCGUGUGAGCCGGCCGGUGCAGCAGUAUAAGGGUCAUCAUAACCAACACGCCUACCUGCCCCUCCACGUCAACGAGCCUGAGGGGCUGCUGCUGGCAGUGGGUCAGGACUGCUACACUCGUGUGUGGAGCCUGGGGGACGGCCAGCUGUUACGGACCAUCCCGUCCCCCCACCCGGCGGGGAAGGACCUGAUCCCCAGCGUGGUGUUCUCCUCCCAGCUGGGGGGCCGCAGGGGCCUCCCCGGCCUCCUCAUGGCCGUCAGACACGACCUCUACUACUUCCCCUACAACAGCGACUACCAGGAGGGGGGCGAGGGGCGGGGCGAGGGGCGGGCCUCCGUGGUUGCAGAGGCUGUCUGUUAGAACCGGGGGCCCUGGUCUGGGACAGGCCGCUCGCUGUCUUCUCUGAGAGAUUCAAUGAGGAACAUGGGUCUAACGGAACGGGUCUAAUUUAGACGUAGAUGUACUCUCCAUUCGGGUCUGCCCUUGCUGUGAUUAUGGUUGGACAAGACUGGGAUAAGACUGGCUGCCAGAAGGCUUAUCCCUACUCUGGUGGCUGUGGCCUGGGUGGAGGCCUGGCCACUGGGCGCUGUAGGCACAAAACUGUGGUGGAACAAAGCUAGCUGAUUCCCUCUCAGGGCUCUCAGCGGUGGGUGAAGCCAGAUCGCUAGCCUGCUGAAACACUUCCUCUCAAAGUGCAAUUGAUGAUGUGGUCCCUUUGAGUUGAUUUUCUGAAAUUUUCUUCUGCGAGGAGCAGUUUUUGUACAUAACUUUAUGAAUGGAUUCAAUAAUGAUUCUAAAGUGUUUAUGAUAGUCAGACAGUACAUUUUAUAUGAUGUCAUUGUCGUUUUUUGAAAUGAAUAAAACCUCCCUGAAUGAGGAUGAAUUUUUAAAAACCAUUCAGAGUAUUCUGCUUUCAUACGUACACACACACACACCUUGUACAGCUUCUCCAGUUUAUUACAUGAGCAUACAGAGUACGAUGAUUGUGACGGUAAUUAAAUGUCUUCAAUCUGA